AUGAGUGAAUUAUCCAAUAGUGAGCUAGAAACUGCUCGUAAAUAUGACUUGACUCAAAAAGUCAUUCCAUUUUUAGACAGACAUUUGAUCUAUCCAGUCUUGGAAUCAUUAAGAGCUGAUGAUUUAUAUGAUGAUGAAGUUAUAACUCAAUUAACUUUUGAUUUAUUUAAAGAAACUAAUAUGACUCAAUUCGUUAAAGAUCAAUGGGAAAUUUUAAACCCAGGGAAACCAAUUCCAAACGAUAUUAUUACUAAAGAAGCUAAAGUUGAUGAAAUUUUUAAUAAAUUAAAUAAUGAUACUAAAGAAACUUUAGAUAUUUUAAAUUUACAAGAAGUUCAAGAUCAUUUAAAACAAGAUAAACAAUUUAAUAGAGAAUAUUUAGAGAAAAAUCAUGGUAUUACUGAAGCUAAGAUUAAUUCAUUAUAUGAAUUUGGUCAAUUUCAAUAUAAUCGUGGUGAUUACGUUAUGGCUUCUGAUUUAUUAAGUAAUUUUAGAGUUUUAUCAACUGAUACAGAUUUAAUUAUAAGUGCAACAUGGGGGAAAUUAGCUUCAGAAAUCAUUAGAUUAGAAUGGGAUUCUUCAUUAAAAGAAUUAAGUAAAUUAAGAGAAGUUAUUGAUUCAAGAUCAUUUGCAAAUCCUUUAACUCAAUUACAUCAUAGAACUUGGAUUAUUCAUUGGUCAUUAUUUCCAUUUUUCAAUAUUGAAAAUGGUUUAGAUCAAUUAUUAGAUUUAUUUUUCAGUUCAUCAUAUUUAUCAACAAUUCAAGCUGCAUCACCAUGGAUUUUACGUUAUUUAGUUGCUGCAGUAGUUGCAUCAGAAAAUUCAUCAAAUUCUUCAAAUUCAACAAAAAGUUUAAAUAAUUUAUCAAAUCCAACUUUUCAAAAAAGAUUAAAAGAUUUGAUUAGAGUUGUUAAUCAAGAACAAUAUGAAUAUAAUGAUCCAUUAACUGAUUUUAUUAAAGCUUUAUAUAUUGAUUAUGAUUUCCAAGAAGCAAAUUCAAAAUUAUUAGAAGCUUCAAUUAUUUUAAGAUCAGAUUUCUUUUUAGCAAAUAUUGCUGAUUCAUUUUUGGAAAAUGCUCGUCAUUUAAUUUCAGAAGUUUAUUGUAGAGUACAUCAAAGAAUAAAUUUACAAGAAUUAUCAAAAUCAUUAAAUUUAACAAAUGAAGAAGGUGAAAAAUGGAUUGCAAGUUUAAUUAAAGAAACUAAAAUGGAUGCUAAGAUUGAUGAAAGUGAAGGUACUGUUUUAUUAAAUCAUCCAAAUACAAGUGUUUAUCAACAAGUUAUUGAAAAGACUAAAGGUUUAUCAUUUAAAGCUAAUCAAAUCUUGGCAACUGCUUUACAAAAACAAGAUAAUGUUCAAUAA
This is a messenger RNA of Hansenula ciferrii, 1362 nucleotides long. Its product is annotated as eukaryotic translation initiation factor 3 subunit E. Lineage: Eukaryota; Fungi; Ascomycota; Saccharomycetes; Phaffomycetales; Wickerhamomycetaceae. Gene Ontology annotation, molecular function: translation initiation factor activity. The coding region runs from base 1 to 1362 and encodes 453 amino acids. The transcript has a single exon. Gene Ontology annotation, biological process: translational initiation. The record is from RefSeq and is a predicted model, not a curated record. Gene Ontology annotation, cellular component: nucleus; eukaryotic translation initiation factor 3 complex; cytoplasm.